Molecule: messenger RNA, 2089 nt
Organism: Daldinia vernicosa
Lineage: Eukaryota; Fungi; Ascomycota; Sordariomycetes; Xylariales; Hypoxylaceae
Product: CHL4-domain-containing protein
Exons: 1
Coding region: 292-1917 (541 amino acids)
Biological process (GO): chromosome segregation; CENP-A containing chromatin assembly
Source: RefSeq, a predicted model, not a curated record
CGUCAAUAGUAAUGCGAUUUGUUCUCAAACUCUAAGCUCAGCUUUGAGUUAUCACCACGCGCUUAGAUAGAGGUUGCAUUUUAAUCAUUUUAAUUAAAUCGGGUUGGGUAGGACAACAGGAAAACCGAACCAUUCAUCAUACCAAAAUGCGAUAAGAGGCCAUAAUUCUCCGACGCGUCGCGUGUCCCACUUCAACCUCAGAGCAUCAAUCAAACAUACUAGGUACUUCGACUAUAUUGUUCGAAAUUGAAAUAUUUAACCAAGGGAGAAAGAAUACAAACCGAUGCAGUCAUGGCACGACUAUCGUUGCCAACAACAGCCCGUCUUUCCCCAUCCUUACGGGUUGACCCCGCGAACAACACCGUGAUUAAAACUCUUAAUCGCCUCUCGCGAUCGUCGCUACUGUCGCUUGUGCUGGACUGGUUAGACGAAAGAAACCAAUACUUAUGCCCGCCGCUUCUCCGCCGACCAGAUGCUCCCCAAGAUGAAGACGAAGAUGACUUUUAUCCUCCUGCGGAAUCGCUUGAGGAGUUAAGAGGACUCUAUGAAUCCAUGCAGGCUAGGAAGGGCGGCCGACGCGAAGUAGUCGAUAGGAUUCUCGAAGGCGAUUGGCGAUACGGUCUUAGUCUAUACCAGCUAGCAAUGGCAGACCUACAAUACCUAUACGAUCACCCUGGCAGUCUCAAGUGGACCGCCUACCGUAUCCAACAACUGAAGGUCCCGGCGCACGAGGAUGAUGCCGAAGGCCCAGAGAGAAUAGACAAGGAAUCGCUUGCUGUACCGCGUUUCCACCCGUCUACCUUCUUACAGAAUUUGCAAGCCGAAGUGCUUCCCGACGUCAAGGCGCAUUAUAACUUUGACCGACCAAAGGACAUGCCGCUUCUGUUGCUGCGCAUUUUCAUUAUCGACUCCCCUUAUAACACCGACCUAGCGGUCUCAACCCGGCAUCGCGGCCGUCCUGGCAGCAAUGGUAGCAAUAAAAGCAUAACUACGAGCUUUGAUGCCUCUAGGACUAUCUACAUCGCUUUCCCAGACGCCUCGCCGCACAUCUAUAUAUCUAAAUCCGCCGCCGGGGGCGCUUCCUCGUCAGCAAGCGCGGCGGGCGAAGCCAAGAGCCUACGCGCCCUUAUCGUGGAAGGCAUUCCAAAGGCGCUAUCAAGACCACGCGAGCGGUAUACUUUAAAGGGAACAAACCUAACGACGAAGAAUCUAUCUACCAUGUUGGCAGUGAAGGGCGCGGGUCGCACAAAUGCCGCAGGUGGCGGCUGGAGCAUCUACGCUGGCACAGGAACCUCGGAUUUGAAAACCGACAGCCCUUUGCAGACUUUACUGCCCACACCACCAUUAUCAGACGCAUCGUCUAUCGACACUGAUAAUACAGAUAGCGAUAGCCGCAAGCGUAGGAGGCCUGUGAAUGAUCCAGCGGAUGUAGAGGAUGAGAAACAAGCGAAACAAGCACGCUUGGCAGCACAGGCGCGUUUUGGCAACGCCGCAAAAGUGGACGAUGGAAAGGGGAUAGAGAGAUUGGACGUCUUAAUCGAGGACCCGUUUCCCGUAGAUAUUGCUAAUUUCUCAGAUGAUGAGGAGUCUGAGAUUCAAAGGGAGAAUGAAGAUAGGACAGCUGCACUGUCGCGACAGUCGUCGAAGGGACGUCGGAGUACGCUUAAUUUGAGCGUAUUGGUAGAAGAUCAGGAGAAUGCCGAUGAUACUGGCGGUGGAAGAAGAGACAACGACUGGGCACCUCAAAUUAGGCUCUCGUUCCACGGGUCUCACGUCUUUGCUGGCAUACGGCAGUUAGUUGAAGCAGGGAUUGUUGACGGAGAGAAGAUGCCGGGGUGGAUGACGGGCGAGGAGGGCGUGACGAUCGGAGCCGUGCGGCACGGUAGGAUAAAAGGCUUCAAGGGUUCAGGAUUAUGAGUUAUUGCACUAUAAGCACUUCCUGCUGUUGUUUUGUCAUGGCUGGCGUUGUCGGACAAGGAAUUGCUAUGCAUAGGUAGCCUUGGGUGUUUGCGUUCUGAUUUCUAGGAACGAGGUAUGUCGGAUAGGUUAUCAUAUACCCAGUGAAGCAUUUCGGGAGCGGUCUAAUACG